AUGCGGGCGCCCUUGGGGCAAAUGCAUCCUAUACAUAUCGCAUCCACCUUUUCCACCUCGACCUUAUCCCCGAUCGCCCAAACAUCCGAUUCUAUCUUUACCACUACCGCCAUUCAAGAUGGGUGGCAUUCGAGCUCCUCCUCAAAUCCCAACCCGUCAACAAACAUUGUGAUCAAUAUCAACGAUGGCGGUUCGACGGGGAGGGGUAUUCUUAUUGGUAUUUUAUCGGCGUUUGGCUCAGCGGGCAUCGCUGUCCUUGUUUUAGCGGUCUUUUUCUUCUUUCGCUAUACCAAUCGGGGUCGCAUCCUUCUCGAUAGGAUAGGUAGACCUGGAGAGUUUGAUGAUGAACAAGCAUUUGCCCGAGAAGAGGCGGAAGCCCUCGAGUCAAUGGACGACUUGCAACGGGCCGAGUAUCUGAGGGCUAAAGCGUUCAUACAAGCCAAUCCUCCCGAGACCGUACAAACAGACAUAUCGCUCUCGCAGUUCUUAGCGAUCCAAGAAAAGGGCGUAUCUGCAUGGGAAUUUGAGCCCGAGCUGGAAAUCGCAAAUUGUUUUGUUGAAGGUCGAACCGAAAUUGAGUUCUUUGACUCCGAGUGCAGCGUUCAAAGCAACCUCCCUGUGCCGAAACAGAAUGAGGUUUACUACUGGGAAGCAAAAAUCUACGACAAGCCAGAUAACAGCCUGAUUAGUAUCGGCAUGACUACUAAACCAUAUCCGCUCUUCCGCCUUCCAGGCUUUCACAGAACUUCUGUGGCGUACGUGUCAUCAGGCCACAGGCGAUUCAACCAGCCCUUCAAUCCAACUCCAUAUGGACCAGCCUAUGUUCAGGGUGAUGUGAUUGGAGUGGGUUACAAGCCACGUACAGGCUCGAUCUUCUUCACUCGAAACGGCAAACGCCUGGACGAGUUCGCGCACAACUUGAAGAGUCAAAACUUCUUUCCGACAGUAGGCGCGAAUGGGCCUUGCACGGUGCACGUCAACUUCGGCCAAAUGGGAUUCGUGUACAUUGAGGCCAACGUCAAGAAGUGGGGGCUGGCACCCAUGACAGGCAGUCUUGCUCCGCCUCCACCCUACGGUAGCGAGCAAGGUAGCAUUCUGCUAGAAACUGGCCGGGAAGGCGUGCGUCAGCCAGAAUAUCAGCCGGGCCACUCGAGGACAAGGAGCGGUCUGGCAAGACUUGGCCUUCCUUCUGGCAACCCAGGGCCACUGCGAUCUCCUACUGACAUUUCCCUGGCGCAACUUUCACACAUUCCUUCCAACGAGUUCAGCCCUGCCGCAAGUACGAGCGUAAUCGACGUGGGGGAUGUCCAGCAUCAGCCAGUUGAGAACACGCCAGCAGGACAACAGAUUAUACCACCCCCGGAGUAUUCGAGUCCUACAAGCAGCCAGCGGAGCAGUCAAUCCGAUGACGAAGAAGACGAUGAUGACGAUGACGAGCCUCACAAGCGACAUCGAAACAGGCGUGGCCCACCUAUACCUACGUACGAAGCUGCACUGGGCGAGCCGGGAGGAUCUCUCCGCUCAUGA
Molecule: messenger RNA, 1527 nt
Organism: Cyphellophora europaea CBS 101466
Lineage: Eukaryota; Fungi; Ascomycota; Eurotiomycetes; Chaetothyriales; Cyphellophoraceae
Exons: 3
Coding region: 1-1527 (508 amino acids)
Molecular function (GO): protein binding
Source: RefSeq, a predicted model, not a curated record